Molecule: messenger RNA, 954 nt
Organism: Paramecium octaurelia
Lineage: Eukaryota; Ciliophora; Oligohymenophorea; Peniculida; Parameciidae
Source: the annotation of a GenBank genome assembly
AUGAUAAAUGAAUAGUAAAUUACUUAUUCAGUUGAGGAGAUACUAUUUAAGAAUGCCAGAACAAUAGUCUAUCGAGCAUCAGAUAAGUAGAAGAACAACUUCGUAGUCAAGAAGAUUUCGUUAGAAUACAAGAACGAAGUGGAAGUUUGGAAGACCUUAAAGGAGAAGCAAUACUUUGCCAAGUUGUUAACCUCCUUCACCAGUGAACACGAGAACUCAAUAAGUUUGAUCUUUGAGUAUUUGCCGAACACAUUGGCAUCCAAAACAGAGAUGAACCAUCAAGAAUUCAAAAAGUACAUUUAUUAAUUGUUGAUUGCCGUCAAUUCAUUGCAUAAACAAGGAUAUGUCCAUUGCAAUAUAAACCCACAGAACUGUUUGAUUAGAGAUAAUGAAUUAAAGCUGUAUGACUUUAGUAUGACUCAAAAGUUGAACGAAUAAGGCAAAUUUGAAAUUAUUAACAGCUACACUCCUCCUGAAGUGAUCCUAGGAAAUUGGCACAUCUCCGAGUCUUUGGACAUCUGGUCGACUGGUUGUGUGAUAUCGGAAGUGCUGUUGGGUUACCCUCUAUUCAAAGGAACUAAGAGUGCUGAUAUACUACUCUCAAUAGUUAAGAUCCUUGGGACUCCUUCAAAUCAUGAGAUUCAACUCAUGAGUAAUUUCGCAAUCACAGAGGCGAAUCUCAUAAAAGUUAAAAGGGUUUCUUUUCCAGAACUCUUUAAAUUCAAAUUCGACUAUUACAUCCUAGAUCUGAUUAGUAGAAUGCUGAUUUACACGCCCAAAGAUAGAAUUAAGAUAGAGGAUGCAAUCAACCAUCCCUUCUUUCAGUCUGACCCUAUUGCAUAGAUGACACACCAUUCGGAUUUAUUGUAAACAUCUGAUUAAAAAGAAUAGAAAAAGGAGAUAAUCGAUUAUGGUGAAUACGGAACCUUUAAACAAGUAAAUAGUUUCACUUGA